GGCACGUGCGGGAAAGCCUCACCCUGGCGCUGCCCAUUGAGCGAGGGCUGCGCAGGGCGAAGCUGGAACUUCUUAGUGGCCGUUGAGCGGCGGUUGCGGGGAAGGCACCGAGCCCGGUCUCCUUCUUCGCAGGGGCGGGACGCCGCGCGUCAGGGCGGACGCGCCAUGGACAAACACGCGAAGGCGUCGAAAGUACUUUCGGGGGGGAAGGGGGAGCGGCGUUUAAGCAUGUUCGAGAAAGACAACUAUGCACAGAUCGUAAAAGAGAGAAUGAGAAGUUCAAGCCAUGAAGUUCACGGUACGGAACCAAUGGAUAAUGAAUCGUUUGCAGAGUUUGGGAAAAGUGAAAUAUUUACAUUGAAGACUAGCAUGGCAAAAAUAAGAUAUGCCAAUACAUAUAAAAUGGAGCCAUAUAGGAAAUUCCAGGCUCAUUUAGUAAGAAACAAAGCUCAACAUAUACUAACGCGACUUCAAGAAACCAAGUAUAAUGGUGUGACUAGUAUCGUCUUGUGUAAUUCAAUCUCAGAAGAAAUAUUAACAGCGGUCAAGGACAUGGGCUUUGAUCGCUAUAAGUACGUAGUAACAGUCCUAAUCUUGCAAAAGACUGGUCAGGCAAUAAAAAUCUCCAGCAGAUGGGUCUGGGAUGUUGCAAGGGACAACUGGGUUUCAGCUAAAUGUGAAACAGAAUCCUUCAUUUCAUUGGCUUUGAUAAUGGCUUGUUACUAUGAGUAGUUUUGUAAAAGCAGCCUCUGUUAAUGGCCAUCACAAUACUCUGUAUAAUUGUUCAAAAAUCUUCAUAAAGUUAUAGUUAUUUUAGAACACUUUCUUUUUUAAAUUAAAAACAGCUGAUACAUUGAAAUGCACAUAAAUUUAAACAAAUUUUACCAAUUAUUUUCUCUAUAUAUUUUUAAAUAUAUAUGGGUGAGUGUGUACUGUAUACAUCUGUCAUAAUGCUGUGUUUAUGAAUUUAUGACAGGUGCUAAGAACACAAUUUGCAAGGUGCUGAAUGUGGCCUUGCACAUUCUAAAGGAUGGGGUUCCAACAAAUUACAAGUGACAAUUCCUUUCAUAAAAGGGAAAUAUUCUGCACCUUGAGGUGACUCUGAAACAGAAAAGUAACAUUGUAUUUACUCUCUGUUGUUGUCAUAUUCAUCAAAUUCCACAGCAAUAAUCUCUUCUGAGAUCUAGUAAUAAGGGAAGCCACUGUAAUGUGGCUUAUUUUUAAAAGCUUUUCUUAGAUUAAAUACAUUUUCCCCACUGUAACCAGCUGUUUUUUCUUAUGCCUGUUAAACUCUCAUUUUUGUAUUUUGAAGUUUGGAACAUUUCAUUUAAGGUCUCAGUCCUGCUCCUGUUGAAGUCAGUGGGAGUAUUGUCACUGACUUCACUGAUACCAGGAUGGACCCCAAAUUACAAACCAUCAACUGUUUUAUAAUCCUUAGUCUAGAGGCUGAUAUAUUGUAUUUACUGGAUUCAGUGACUUUUUUUCAUUUUAUCAGAUUGGUUCCUAAUGACAACAAAGCCAGAAGAGCUGUAAAAUCCAUUCAGUGACAACCUGAAAUCUUAGGAGAUGGAUAUGUAAUUGACAGUUAAUGACAACAAUACAUAUAUAUAUAUAUAUGGCUAAGACAAAAUUUGCCAAGUAUUUAUAAAGAAUGUUAGAACUGCUGCUAUAUUAACCUAACAAUGACUCAAAU
Molecule: messenger RNA, 1693 nt
Organism: Mauremys mutica (yellowpond turtle)
Lineage: Eukaryota; Metazoa; Chordata; Testudines; Geoemydidae
Gene: DYNLT2
Product: dynein light chain Tctex-type 2
Exons: 4
Coding region: 166-732 (188 amino acids)
Biological process (GO): microtubule-based movement
Cellular component (GO): cytoplasmic dynein complex; cytoplasm
Molecular function (GO): dynein intermediate chain binding
Source: RefSeq, a predicted model, not a curated record